AAAAUGAGCGUGAGGUAUUUGAAAACCUUCGGCGGUUAGAAAUAACAAAAUGAAAUCGUAAGCGAUAGCGUUUUCCAUAGCAAUCUGGUUAGGCGAUUGGCCCACUGAUCUGCUUUGCGUAAUCGGCAACGAAGCCCUUUUCAGCGAUGGCCUUUGUGACAUCAAGCGGCGUGGUGUCAAGGGGCAGUCCACGGAUUGCCACCUUGAGGCUGCGGUCUUCUGGGCGGGCGUGCGAGUAUCAGCUCAGUCCUGCCUGUCCCUCCAGUCCGGAGAGGUAGGCCAGGACGAGCCGGCCCUCGUCGUCGUCGGCCGGUGAGAAACGCACGCCCGUACCAAACGGGCGUACGUUGGGUGGUCGUCCGAGCUUCUCAUGUAAGGCGCGCAGGUGCUUCGGCCAGUCCCGCAGCUGCUCAACCCCAAUCGGCGGGUGUCUACUGACCCGGUGGGACGUUGGAGCGCUGCGGGAGGCCGGUUGCGCGGUCGGCUCGGCGAUGGGUGGUGCGGCGGUCGGUGAUUUUUCCUCGGCGGUUUCGGAGGUAGGUGUGAAAACUUUCGCGGCCUCGGCAUACGACUGCGUCGGUACAGCAGUCUGUGCUUUCGGUUGUUCUUGUUCUUGCGCGGCGGGGGUGGUUUCUUCCCUUGGUUUGUCUUGCUUCGGUGCGGGGGUGGCUGCCUUGGUGGGCAUCGGCGCCUGAUUGGGUACGGGCGAACUUCCUUGGCUGCGUGUCCGGCGGUGGCGCGGGUCGCGCGGGUGAGACGCGCGGGAGGUGCGUGGUUUGAUGAAAUUUAGGGCCUCGAUAAGUCUGGCGUCAUCGGGGCCGUAAUUGGUGGUAGUCGAUUUCUCUUCUUCCAGGAGACGGAGGUAGACCCAUAACCAGUCCGUCAGCCUCUGCGACAAUAGGCCGGAGUCAAUGAGACGGCACGACAUCUCUGCAUCCAAUACAUAUUGGACGCGGGGAGAUCCCGCACCGCUCAUCCUUGCCGCGAAGAGGGCUUUGACUUGGGCCAGGCCGUUGUCCGUUGGAAGGUUGUAAAGAUGCGGGGUUCGGUAUUUGUCCAUGAUGCGUAAGAUGGGGUCUGCGUCUGCGCGAUCUUGACCGAGCGCAGCCUUGCGGCGCGCUCAGGCCUGCAGCUGGGUGGGGCGGUGAUCCACGCUGGCGCGGUGGCGCCAGGCCGUGCUCGCGGCACAGUAAAGGCUCAGCUUUACUUCGGAGCACUUGGGGUACAGAGAGAUCCGUGCGCAGCGACGUAGAUACAGUCCUCAAGCAAAUAUCAACUGGCGUCAGCACACUAUAUCGUGUUGUGACAUAAGAAACAUUGCAAAAAACUUAACUUUUGACUUCGUAUUUGAUUUGGUGGCAGCACUUGCGUGUUCCGUGCGUUCCAUCUGCCUUGUGUUCUGUAAUCUAAGAUCUAAAUAUCCUUUUUUUAAAAGAAAUAGUUACUAAACUAUUUUUAAGUUUCUUUAGAAUAUCGUUAGUAGGUAAUAUUUAAGUCUGAUUCAAACACAUCUUUACUAUAACUUUCCCAGAGAAGAAGAAGAGAGAAACCAAGCCGCUGCAGUAUCGUGGUGCCACCUAGUAAGUACCCGUUUGUUAUAAUUUAGCCCACAUACUUUAAACAGUGUUCUUCUGAGGUGCCUUUAAAAACACCCUUAGUAUAAAUAUAAAAGCAAGUAUACAGUGGUGUCAAUUCUGGCAUGAUGCUCUAAACCUAAAUUUUAACAACAUUUCUCUAUAUGUUUAUAACUUCUCUAUACAGAAUGAAAAGUUUGUUGUUGAAGGAUUGAUGUUCAAUUUAGUUUUAAGUUUAGAUAUUCAUGCUAGAAUCGAAACCAUUUUCAUUCUAAAAGGUAAAAUAGUCUGACCACCGAAUAGUUUGUAAAACUUGUCAAUUACGUAUCAGCUCAGAUUCGCGAAGCCAUGGGAGAUCGUCAUACUAAUAGUUGGCGUUAUAAUGGCGUCACUGAACGGCUUGUUUGUGCCGAUCGGCGUCAUCGUGUACGGCGAGUUCACGUCACUGCUGAUCGACAGGACGGUCAUGAAUGGAACAUCCACGCCGACCCUUACCAUUUCCAUGUUCGGUGGAGGCCGACAGCUGUGAGUAAAGAUUUUGGCAUAUUCUUUUUUUAUUUAUUCUUUAUGCACAAAUGUACAAUGGCGGACUUAAUGCCGUAGGCAUUCUCUACUAGUUAACCAUAGGAUGUUAUGGAGAUUAUUAGUGGUAGGGUGCAUAAGUGAGGUGGAAAUCACAUUGAAAGAAAAAUAAAUAGUAAUAAAUAAUAAUACAUAUACAUCUAUUAUUUCAUUCUGAUGUUGCAAAGUUGGUGGAAUUGUGAAGCGACAAUAACAAGCCGUAGAAUAAAAGAAGAAGAGAAUGAUGUUGCUAAAAGUAUUGUUAAAAAAAUGGAGUGGUUUUACUAAAGCACGACGUAAGUGAAACUUUUAGAACUAUUAAGAAAAAGAUACUCCCUCGUCUGGGAAUCGAAACCGGGGUGCCCGCGUAGUAGGCGAGCUUUCUAUCACUGAACUACUGAUACUCAUUGAUAAGGUUUGAAUUUUUGAUAUCAAUUAACAAUGUAAAGCGACAUGCUUAAUUUGAACGAAAAUAAUUGUGGCGAUGCAAUAAAAGUCACUCCAAAAAACAACAAUGCUAGCUGGGUAAAGAAAAGACAACAUCAUUAAGCUCAUCUCUGUCUAUUUAAACAUCAAAGAACUGAGGUAUCUUUUAUCCAUCAAUCUUGCCGCAAAUGCUUUUCAGAAAUAUUUCCAUGCUUGACGCAGGAUAAACGUUGGCCAUUGUUUCUUGCUGCAUCUGCAGUCAUUAGCACUGGGCAGGCAUUAUGUGUCACCUCCUGACCCUUAGUCCUGAUCUCCUUAAGUCAUUACAAAUCUAAAGAAAAUUCUACUAGGAAAAAAAAUUAUUGUCUGUAAAGUCGUUUACGUACGAUAAUUUUAGGUGAUACCGUAUCGUUAAGGACAGACACUUUAGUGAUAGGCGGCAGUAUAAACCAACACGGAGCUCUGUUAAUGCGAGCAACUCACACCAGCGAGUGGAGUACUCUGAUUCAAAUAGUGCGCCUUGUAGAAGACGCGAAGUGCAGCGAGGCACCUGUGUAGCGCCUGGUCGAAACUAUAGCCGGGUGAGAAUAUAUAUACGAGUAUAUAGCAUAAGGAUAACAGUUAAGGUGUCAUGCCAUCCUGGUACUUAGCGCGCUUCGGCCGAUCGUGCCUCUCUAUCGCUUGUGCUUGUGCCGCGCUCUCGCUUGCACGCUCAGGCUCAGGCGGAACGUGACACUUUCAUACGUGCAGCAGGUUGUCAUCGAUUUAUAAGACGUUAUCACAUCAAUCUUUCGCCAUCCGCCCGAAAACUUCUUUAGAUUUAAUCAUCGAUUUGAAAAAUCAUUCCAAAUACUUUAUCAACUUUGGUGACAUGAUGAUUAUUACCGACGCAGUCGUAUGCUGAUGAUUAUACUCAUUUUACUGGUUGUAGCACAAACGCGUCCGCGGCAGAGAACAGAGCGGCGUUGAUUGAGGACUCGCAGGCGUUCGGCAUCGGCUGCUUCGUUUUCUCCGUGCUGCAGUUCAUCGUAGGAGCUAUCAGCGUCGACCUAUUCAACUAUAUCGCACUCAGACAGAUUGACAGGGUAAAAGAGAGGUUCCUGCAAUCUGUCCUGCGUCAAGACAUUUCAUGGUACGACCUCAAUACAACUGUGAAUUUCGCCACAAAAGUUUCAGAUGACGUGGAGAAGUACCGGGAAGGAAUCGGUGAGAAGGUGCCGAUGCUGAUCUACCUGGUGACGUCGUUCGUGUUCGCAGUGGUGAUCUCCUUCUGCUACGGCUGGCAGCUGACGCUGGUCAUCCUGUCGUGCGCGCCUGUCAUUAUCGCAACCACGGCGAUUGUAGCCAAGGUUCAAUCGUCGCUGACCACUAAAGAGUUGAAGGCUUACAGCGUGGCCGGCGUUGUCGCCGAGGAAGUUUUGGCGGCUAUCAGAACAGUGGUGGCCUUUGGUGGAGAGAAAAAAGAGAUAACCAGGUACAGCACCCGAUUAGAACCAGCCCGGAAGAUGGGCGUGAUGAGAGGCGUUUACUCCGGCAUUGGGAGUGGGGUGAUGUGGCUCAUCAUUUACGCCACGUACGCGCUAUCCUUCUGGUACGGCGUGGGGCUGAUCCUGGACAGCAGACAUGAAGAAAAACCAGUCUAUACUCCAGCCGUGCUCAUGAUUAUAUUCUUCAGCAUCCUCCAAGGCGCGCAGAAUGUUGGCUUGACGGCGCCUCACAUGGAGGCCAUCAACGCCGCGCGAGCCUCGGGCGGCUCCAUCUUUGCCGUGCUGGACCGGCAGCCUGAUAUCGACAGCCUGUCCACCGCCGGUACCAGGCCGGAGAUCAACGGAGACUUGGCGCUGAAAAACGUGCACUUCACGUACCCCGCAAGAGAAGAUGUCAAGGUUUUGAACGGGCUUACGUUGAAGAUAAACCAGAACGAGACGGUAGCGUUGGUCGGGCCUAGCGGCUGCGGCAAAUCAACGGUGCUGCAGCUGCUACAGCGGAUGUACGACCCCGACCAGGGUAGCGUGACGGCAUCCGGUAACGACCUGCGCAAUAUCAACGUGCGACAUCUGCGGGACCACAUCGCGGUGGUGGGACAGGAGCCCGUGCUCUUUGCUGGCAGCAUUAAGGAGAACAUUCGACUGAGUAAUCCAUCGUGCACCGAUGAAGAAAUCAUCGUUGCAUCCAAACAGGCGUAUUGCCACGAUUUUAUUAAAAAGCUACCUGAGGGCUACAACACUCUGAUUGGUGAGCGGGGUGCGCAGCUGUCCGGUGGACAGAAGCAGCGCAUCGCAAUCGCCAGAGCUUUAGUCCGUAAGCCGAAGAUAUUGCUGCUGGAUGAGGCCACGUCAGCGCUGGACUCACACAGUGAAGCGAAGGUGCAGCGAGCGCUCGACGCUGCCGCCCAUGGGAGGACCACCAUCAUGGUGAGCCACAGGUUGGCCACGGUGCUGAAUGCCAACCGCAUUGUAUUCAUCGACAAAGGCGAGGUGGUUGAGGAAGGCACACAUGAAGAACUACUGAAGCAGAAGGGGCGGUACUAUCAGCUCGUGCUGCAAAACGAACCCAGCGUGGGGUCCACCGGUGCCGCUGAUUCAUCAGCUACCACGCAGCAAGAGAAACAUGCUCAUUUCAAACGGCCGAAACUUCAGAAGUUAGCUUCCGAAGAAUCCAUGAUGAGCACAACGUCCAGUGACGACGCAGUGUCCGAAGACAGCGUGGUGAUAGAACCGGACCCGCCCAAGGAGAUCAAGCCGACCACGUGGCAGAUUCUGAAACUGUGCGAGCCGGAGAAGUACCUGAUGGUGGUAGGAGUCUUGGCGGCCAUAGCCGUGGGCUCCUCCUUUCCUAUGUUCGCUGUAUUGUUCGGUGAAACGUAUGGUCUAUUAGAAAGCCCUGAUGAGGACUGGGUGCGAGGAGAGACGAACAUGAUAGCUGUCUACUUUCUUCUCGUGGGCCUGCUUACUGGACUGGGGAUCUUCUUCCAAAUCUACAUCUUCAAUCUCACGGGAGUUCGGUUGACGGCAAGACUAAGAGUGGCAGCUUUCAGUGCAAUGCUGAAACAGGAAAUCGGCUGGUUCGACGACGCGAAGAACGGCGUGGGAGCGCUGUGCUCGCGGCUCGCGGCGGAUGCGGCCGGCGUGCAAGGUGCUACAGGCACCAGAAUUGGCGCGCUCAUGCAAGCCGCCGCCACCAUAGUGAUCGGCAUCACGCUCUCCUUGUUCUACACGUGGAAGAUGACACUGGUGUCGCUAGUAUCGGUGCCCAUGGUGAUCAUAGCUGUCAUACUGGAGGGAAGAAUCAUCGCUGAAGGAAUCGCUGCGGUCCGAGCAGCUUCGGAUCGAGCGAACACCAUUGCCACUGAAGCAAUCACCAACAUUAGAACCGUGUCUGCUUUCUGUGGCGAGCAAGGCGUGCUGGACAGAUACAAGAAGGCGAGUGCUAACGCGAAGGCGAGCGCGCGCGGCAGUUUACGCUGGCGGGGCUGCGUAUUUUCGUUCGGGCAGACGGCGCCCGUCGCGGGGUACGCACUCUCGCUGUGGUACGGCGGCGUGUUAGUGGCUGACAGGGAGGUGCCCUACAAGAACGUCAUCAAGGUGUCGGAGGCGUUGGUAUUCGGCGCGUGGAUGAUGGGCCAGGCGCUCGCGUUCGCGCCAAACUUCGGCGCCGCCAUCAGUGCCGCCGGCCGCAUCAUGGGGCAGCUGGCGCGCACGCCGGCCGUCACCAGCACCGCCGCGCCCGCCGUCAACGAGGACUAUGUGGCGAUGGGCAAGAUUAACUACAAGAACGUGGUGUUCCGCUACCCCACCCGGCGUGAAGUGGAAGUGUUGCGUGGCUUGUCACUGGCGAUUCCUAGCGGCAAGCGCGUAGCGCUCGUGGGGCCCAGUGGAUGCGGCAAGUCUACGCUCAUACAGUUGUUACAGCGGUUGUAUGAUCCGGAUGAGGGUAGCGUGUACAUGGACGAUUACAACAUCGCUUCGGAUAUGCGUCUAACGACUCUGCGGCGGAACCUCGGCAUCGUAUCGCAGGAGCCAGUUCUAUUCGACCGCUCCAUCGCGGAGAACAUAGCAUAUGGCGACAACACGCGCACCGUUACCAUUGAAGAGAUCGUCAGUGCAGCAAAAGCGGCUAAUGUGCAUUCGUUCAUCGCUGCACUGCCGUCUGGGUACGAGACCCGAGUGGGGGCGCGCGCGUCGCAGCUGUCGGGCGGUCAGAAGCAACGCAUCGCCAUUGCGCGCGCGCUGGUGCGAAACCCGCGCGUAUUACUGCUGGACGAGGCUACCUCGGCGCUCGACACGCACAGCGAGAAGGUAGUCCAAGAAGCCCUGGACCGUGCCAGCGAAGGACGCACUUGCCUCAUAAUAGCGCAUCGACUGGCGACCAUCCAGAACGCGGAUAUGAUAUGCGUCAUCGACCGCGGCGUGUUGGCCGAAGCAGGCACGCACAAGGAGUUGAUCGACAAGAAGGGCAUAUAUGCCAAGCUGUAUGAAUUACAAUGCGGUAUCAUGGAAGAAGAGGACGAAAACCCACCGCCAACAACCACGGAAUAAUCCCAGCGAGGUUUAGAGAAUGACAAACUACCUUUAAGAUAGUUUUCUAGUUUGUUUGAAGUCUGUGAUCCAAGACCCCUUAAUCAUAAGUCAAUUUUAAAAUCCUAUGUUCAACCCUCUGUCUCUUAUUUGACUUUAAACAACUGAGAAAGAUGGAACGAUAUGAUAAACAGUACCCCUAGCACGAACCAUUA
Messenger RNA from Chilo suppressalis (striped riceborer), 7293 nucleotides. Lineage: Eukaryota; Metazoa; Arthropoda; Insecta; Lepidoptera; Crambidae. The record is from the annotation of a GenBank genome assembly.